This is a messenger RNA of Akanthomyces muscarius, 924 nucleotides long. RefSeq lists its product as uncharacterized. Bases 1 to 924 code for a protein of 307 amino acids. The record is from RefSeq and is a predicted model, not a curated record. Gene Ontology annotation, cellular component: membrane. Gene Ontology annotation, molecular function: oxidoreductase activity. The transcript has a single exon. NCBI's taxonomy places the organism in Eukaryota, Fungi, Ascomycota, Sordariomycetes, Hypocreales, Cordycipitaceae.
AUGUCGCGCAAUGGUCCUAGCAAUACCUCUGCCGAUGACUCGCUCCGUCAUAACCGCCGUGACUCCCAGGCUGGCAGAAGCAGAACCGCCCUGGUGACUGGCGCGGGGCGAGGAAUCGGGAGAGCGAUCGCCAUCGCCUUUGCUCAUGCGGGCUACAAUGUAGCCUGCGUCUCGCGAACCCGGUCCGAGGUGGAAAAUGUUGCUGCCGUUAUAAACCUGACUACGCCUUACGAGGCAGGGGCUUUCGUCUGCGAUUGUUCAGAUGCGAAUGCCUUGCACACGCUUGUCCGCGACGUUCGGCGUUGGAAUGAUCGUCCUGUUCAUGUGCUGGUCAACAAUGCGGGGUGCGCCAGGGUCGAAGCUGUCGAGCACCAGUCCAGCAUGACUCCAUGGCAGCGGAUCAUGGACACGAACCUCAAUGGUCCCGUGGCUUUAAUUUACCAACUUCUACCAGACAUGCUCGCCCGUGAGUCUGGUGUAUUGAUCAGUAUCGGGAGCAGGAACGCUAUCUACACUGUACCCUACAUGUCUGCGUAUUCUGUUUCCAAGACCGGGUUGUUUCGCUUUCACCAAAACCUACAGCGCGAAAUCGGCGAUCGUGGAGUAGCCAAUUUCUUCGUGGUUCCAGGGCUAGUGGCAUCAUCUAUACUAGAGCCAGAGGACGCCAUAGAUCGAGCUAGUGUUGACGCGAUCCCUGGUGUCCGAAGGACAGUUGAGUAUCUCACGGGUGCCAAAAUGGGCUCUGCUGAGCCGGUAGCCAAUCUAUGCGUGCGAUUGGCACUGGAUGACUCCUUGCGGCUUCUUAGUGGCCGAUUUGUUGACACGGAGGACAACUUGGAAACAAUUCUGGAAGAUUUGCGACAAGGUGAACAGAGCAGAUGUGUCACAGAAAAUUUGUACAUGAUGAGAGUGGAUAAACUAUGA